AUGUCUUCACAAACUUUGGAUAUGUUUGUUUUGGAUAUGGUGAAGAAAGUGGAAAAAGUUGUAAUGCUGUUACGAACAAUUGAGGAGUUCAACAAGUGGAUCAGAUUUAUCAAAAUAAGUAUAAAUUUAGUUAAGAAAGCAAUUCAAAAUAAGUCUCACCAUAUUAAACAUCGAGAGGACUGUAUAUCCUGGUUUGUUAAAGAAUUAGGGUUAAUCAGUAAAAAACUGGAUGAUAUCUAUUCAAACGUUGUUCCAAUGACACCUUUGACAAAUCUAGAAGAAAAUCAAUUUUUAAAUGCAGAAUUAUGUUAUAUUUGCACACAACCCUUUUCAGAUGAUGAUAUUAAAUGCAAAGAUCAUUGCCACAGGACUGGAACCUAUAGGGGUCCUUCACAUCAAUGUUGCAAUUUACAGUUACGUGAAACUUUUAUGAUACCUAUAGUAUUUCAUAAUUUGGGAUAUGAUAGUCACUUCCUAAUUAAACAUUUAAAUACGGACAUUGAAGGAAAUUUUCAAAUAUUACCUCUAAAUAAAGAAAGAUAUAUUUCCUUUACAAAAUUUGUACAAGGUACUAAAUGCAGUUUACGAUUUAUCGAUUCCUAUAGAUUUAUGUCUGAAAGUAUCGAUAAGCUUGCCUCCUAUUUGACUACUUCUCAAAACAAAAUUUUAAAAUCGUUUUUCCCAAAUGAAAUCCAAUUUAAUUUGUUGACACGAAAAGGUGUUUUUUCUUAUGAGUAUUUAGAUUCUUGGGAGAAACUUAAAGAUGAAAAUUUACCUCCUAAAAAUGCUUUUUAUAGCACUCUUACUAAAACACAUAUUAGUGAUGAUGAUUACAAUCAUGCAUGCAACAUAUGGACAGAAUUUCAUAAUAAUACGUUAAAAGAUUUUUCGGAAAUUUAUCUAACUACAGACGUAUUAUUAUUAGGUGAUAUUGUUGAAAAUUUUCGGGAAACUUCUUUAAAAACAUAUGGCUUAGAUCCUCUUCACUAUUACACAGCUCCAGGAUUAUCAUUUGAUGCAUGUCUUAAGAUUACUGGAGUAGAAAUUGAGUUAUUAGAUGACAUAGAUAAAGUAAUGUUUAUCGAACGAGGUCUACGAGGAGGAAUUUCACAAGUAUCCAAUAGAUAUGGCAAAGCAAAUAACAAAUAUAUGAGUAAAGACUAUAAUGAACAAGAUCGUGAUUCCUACUUAAUAUAUUGGGAUUUUGUAAAUUUAUAUGGUACAAUAAUGUGUUUUUCUCUACCUUAUGGAGGUUUUGAAUGGAUAGAUCCUAAUGUGAUGUCAGAUAUUACAACCGUUGAUAAAAACUCUGAUAUCGGAUAUAUAUUAGAAUGUGACAUUAUUUAUUCAAAAGAACUAUUUAAUAUACACAAAGAUUUACCCUUAUGUCCUGAACAUCUAAUACCACCAAAAUCAAAAUCCAAAGUAACAAAAUUAUUAACAACUUUAUUUGAUAAAAAACACUAUAUAAUUCAUUACAGAGCUCUUCAACAAGCAGUAACACUAGGUUUAAAACUUGAUAAAAUUUACAGAGUCUUAAAAUUCAAUCAGGCACCUUGGGUGAAGAAAUAUGUUGAUCUAAAUACAGAACUUAGGAAAAAAAGUAAAAAUGAAUUUGAAUCAAAUAAUUACAAAAUGAUGACAAAUUCCUUCUUCGAUUUAUCUAAAGUUUGGUUGUACGACUUCCAUUAUAACUAUACUAAAAACAAAUUUGGAGAUAACGCAAAACUCCUUUAUUGUGACACUGACUCUUUAAUUUAUCAUAUUUUCGACGAAAAUGUAUAUGAGCAUAUGAGGGCUGAUAUAAAUAAGUUUGACACAUCAAAUUUUUCAGUAAAUAAUGCCUAUAACAUGCCACUAUGUAAUAAAAAAGUUUUAGGAUUAAUGAAAGAUGAAAAUGGUGGUCGAAUUAUGACUGAGUUUGUAGGUUUACGAUCAAAAAUGUAUGCAUUAAAAGUAUUAAAUGAAAAAGAAGAAUAUAGUAUUAAAAAAGCUAAAGGCAUAAAAAAAAGUGAAUUAAAAUCUAUAACCUUUAAAGAUUAUUCUGAUUGUCUAUUUCAUCACACAGUUACGAACGCUACCCAAAAUCUUAUCAUUUCUAAAAAACAUGAGGUUUACACAAUUCAACAAAAUAAAGUUGCCUUAAGACCUACUGAUGAUAAAAGAAUAGUCAAUUAUUUUGAAACUGAUACUCUCCCUUGGGGGUGGGAAGAAGAAGAAUGA
Diabrotica virgifera virgifera (western corn rootworm) is the source of this 2223-nucleotide messenger RNA. RefSeq lists its product as uncharacterized. NCBI's taxonomy places the organism in Eukaryota, Metazoa, Arthropoda, Insecta, Coleoptera, Chrysomelidae. The transcript is spliced from 3 exons. The record is from RefSeq and is a predicted model, not a curated record. Bases 1 to 2223 code for a protein of 740 amino acids. Gene Ontology annotation, molecular function: nucleic acid binding.